CCUGCGUGUCGCGCCUCGAACAUCAAUCGGCCCUGUCCUUAGCACUUGGGUAGCGCCAUCUCCAGCUGCUUCAUAGUGCGUGCACUUCGACGGCGCGAUACCCACCCCGAAUAUCUUGAAAUAUCAACACCACGAGUCAAUGUCGCCAGAGUGAGCAGGAGCCACCCCUUUGCUCCUUCCAUCUCCGCUCGCCACGACAAUGCGCAACUUCUCCCUCGAGCCAUGAAGACGCCCACUCUCCUUCACAUAACGCGCUGCAGUCAUGGCGUCCCGAAUCGUCGCGGAGCCCCUGGACCCGCGCGACGGCUUCAAUUGGGUGUUCCUGGUUGAGCUGCUCAUCUGCGGCAUCCUGACCAUCUUCUUCCUCUUCUACUUCAACCGCCUCUUCGCGACCCUCGUCUCCUACGGUAUCCGCGCAUACACUUGGCGCACCUUCAACGCCUACAUCGACAUCACCUCGCUGCAAAUCUCUCUACUGGGCGGUCGCCUCUUCUUCAAGGAUAUUCGCUAUCAUGGUCAUAACGAGACAAUACUGGUUCAUGGCGGAUACAUCACCUGGAACUAUUGGUUACGGAGGGUCAAGGACGCGGGUGUAUAUACUGACGGCGACCCUUCCUCGGAACCCGACACUAGCAGCGAGCGUACACCAAGCACGCCCAGGAGCCGGUCUGACAGUCGAAGUGGGAAUUUGGACAAGGCAGAAAAGGGAGGCAAGCAGACGCGGAAAGAGCUACCAUGCCGCUUUUCCAUCAAAAUCUAUGGAAUUGAAGCCUUCAUGUACAACCGGAGCCCUGCGUACGACGGUAUCAUAGACGCGGUCAAGAAGAAGGCGGAAAGCGCUGCCCAGGAUGAGAAAUCGCCCGAGGGAUCCGUGGCCGACUACGAGAAGACCGAGAAAGACGAGCAUCAUCGCCACAACAAGCUGAAGAAGCAGCAUACCGAAGGCGACAACAACGUUACCCGACCCGUUACCGGCCAAUCGACCUCGUCAAAUCCCAAGAAAGCCGACAUACCAGCCUUCCUCAAACUCCUCCCUGUUCACAUCGAUAUAGUGAAGGGCGCCAUCGUCGUUGGAAACGAGCACACGCUGGCCGUUAUAACUGCUCAAUUCGAAAAAGCGACUGGUACCAUCGAUGCGUCUACAUGUGGCCCCUUGGACGUUUACCAGCAGCUUUUCAACUUCCAAGUCACGCAUCCCGUCGUUCAUAUGAAGCCCAAUCCCGAUUACAAGAUUGGACAACUCGACUCAGCUGUACAGUACAAGCAAGAAGCAGCUGGAGGUGUACCAGAAGAUUCCAUAAUCGAGAAAGAGGCACGGCACAGGAGACACUGGCGCUGGCUGAGGAGAAUUCCAAAUUUGGCUGGAAUCUUUUCCAGAGACUCAGAUUCCAUCCAUACUCACACCAGGUCAGGCACCGCUAACAAUCCACCUUUGAACUCUCAAUGGCACUUCCCCGGUCGCGAACGGUGGAAAGGCCUGGCAAGAUACCUCGACGAUACCACCAACGACGGCCACGGCGAGUGGGAUGGCAUCGAAUACGCCAAGACGUCGUUGAUUGCUGACUGCCCUUGUGUCAACGUCUCCUUCUACUGGGACGUUCCUGGCCCUGUACCAAACGAUAUCGACCACAGCAGGCACAUCGAUCCCGCGCGACCGUACGACAUCAACGGAAGCAUUCCGCCCGACUACGGCAUGGACAUACAAAUAUUUGGAGGCACUAUAAACUAUGGACCUUGGGCAGACCGGCAUCGCGGCAUCUUCCAGAACAUGUUCUUUCCUGGCAAUCGUGUGGAUGCUGUCCCAGCGACACCCCUGAAGGCUGGCGACCUCCGUGUACAGACCGUGUUCAAACUUUUCCUCAGCAUCGAAAAUGAUACCGUGUUGCGCAUACCGAUCCGCGAAUCAUCCAAGGAUUGGAAGUGGAAGGGAAAAGCACACACGUUGAAUGCACGCGAAAAGCCUGGGGACAAAAAUAAGAGUAAAGCAAAGGCAUACCUCAGAAGGGGAAAGCGAAGAGACAACACUGGUGCGCAAAAUGUUCGCCCUUUCGCAUGGAUUGAUGUCAAGAUAGCCGAGCAAACCACCGUCAAUUAUGUCAUGGAUAUGUAUGCCUCAAAACAAGGAUACCAGAGCAAAGUGGACGUCGAUAUCGCCAGUACUGAGAUCUCGUCCAGUGUCAAUCAUGGUCUUUUGUGGCGCUCUGGCGCCAUUGCGCUUGACUGCGACCUUUCUAAUCCUUUAGGUUGGAAUACAUUGCGGAAAUGGCUGUUCAACAUCAAAUGUCAAGAUUUGGAGUUGUUCCUCCUCAGAGAUCACAUGUUUCUGAUCAUGGAUCUCGUCGCUGACUGGGGCUCGGGUCCGCCGCCCGAUUACUUUCUUUUUGUGCCUUUCCAGUACCUGCUCAGCGUUGACUUCUCCAACUUCAAGUUGUACCUCAACACCAACGACUCCAACAUAAUAAACAACCCAUCUGACCUGGAAGACAACAAUUUCGUUAUCCUGUCCGGUCAGAACUUGCAAGGAGAUGUAUCCAUACCACUGGACAAGUUCCGGCCACUUGAAAAUGAAAUCAAGUUUGACGUUAAAGGUCAGAAUCUAGGUCUCGAAGUUUUGAUGCCUCAGAAAAACACAUUGCAAACAUUCGUACAAUCGCCAAAAGUAGCGCAUCUGGGCGGGCUUACUUUGAGCGGAAGUCAUACCUUCAUGACUGAGACAUCGCCCAUGAAUACCGACAGGCUUUUCAUGGACAUCCAAGGUCAUAAGCUCAACCUUGAACUAUACGGUUGGCUCAUCCAUCAUUUCAUGAAGAUCAAAGACAACUACUUUGGCGAUGACAUGCACUUCAAGACACUGGAGGAGUUCCAGGGGCUACCAAGUACUGUUCUAGCAGCAGACGGGACCCAGGCAGACAUACAACCAGCCAAGCUCUCGAACGACCUGGACGUAAUACUGUCUAUCUACGCGGACGAAUCAUGCGUACUACUACCUGCCAAUCUGUACGCAGCAGAGCGUGGCAUCCGAGCCGAUCUCCCGUUCGCAUCCGCCGAUCUGAGGUUUACCAACUACUACAUGGAUCUGAUGGUCAACUUUAGUCCUAUCAGUAUCUCCCUCGGAGGCUUAGUACCAGACGCUGAGGUACCCAACGAAUUUACAAGCGGGCCUACCGAGCUCUUUGUUGACUCCACGAUCAUUUUUGGACAUCGUCUUUUUGGACUCCCACCGAUCGAGCCAACCUAUUUGUGCAGCUGGGAAUUCGAAGUAGGAAUGAUCACGGGCGAUUGCACAUCCGAAUUCGUCGAAACUGCAGCAGGAGCAGCGCGCUCCUUUGGGUUUACUCUCGACGACGAUGAGAACACGCUUCCUCUGACCGAAAUUCCGAUAAUCCAUGAUGCUACUUUCUUAAAACUGAAGACACACGACAUCAGCGUCUGUGUCCACAUCGCCCAGGAAGCGUUGUUGCUCAAGACGAGUCCCGUGAGUCUCAACUUCAACGAUCUCGCUGGAACUACAUUCUCUCAGAGGCUCAAUGUCUUGAUACCGGACUUUACGAUCAGUGCCGUUCCGUCCAAGUCCGUAUCGCAUCAUAGAGCGCGCUCCAAGGAGAAGGAAGCUGUCACUACCCAGGCCUAUCUUCAAACCACUGUGUCAUUGAAUCUGUUGACUCGGAAACUGGACUUUUCAGAGGAGCGCGCGCAGCAGCAGGCUCACAUGCGGUUGCACGAUAAACGGACUAACCGCACUCGCUUCAUGCUUGGUGACGAGCGAGUCUCGUCUUCACAUCUAGAUGACACGAAUCGACAGAAUCUGCGUACACCAGCAAUGCAAUACCCGGACGUGCCUCAUCCAAUCUUCUUGUACCAGCCGCCUCACCAUGCCAGUUCGAUCACAUCGUCCAAACAAUCCUCGACUGCUUCAUCCUCCAAAGCGCGACGAAUGCACCCAAGUAGCAAGCGAUCGUCUCCAGCCAUGUCGUUUUCCAGCAGCAUCAGAUCUGCGGUCAGGCGGAAGGCAGACAAGACGACUGCAGGUAGCAGUGAUAGCCGGACCCUUCUGAGUGGAUCACCAAAGCCGACGGACUCAACUCACCGCCCCUACUCGUCCUUCAGGAAUGAUGAGCGUGUCGAGCACGACUGGACUCCUUCGUCUGUCGCACUGUCUAGCAGUCUCGCCGUACCCUAUUUUCCGUUUGAUCAGAUCGAACCGGAUCUGUCAGAUGUUCCUUCCUUCCCUACGAUGCCCUCUAGCAAUAGUUUCCUGGAGGUGGACGACGUUGUCUUCAACGAUGUGUCAACGAAGCAUUUGGAUGAGAGCUUCGCCCACAGUAGCAUACUGAUUAGUGCAGAGCCAGGCAUACGCGUCUUUUGCACCCCAGAAUUUGUCACAUGUGUCUCGAGCCUAAUCGAACUAGUUCAACCUAGGCGCCCUGAAGAUCUGCUGGACGACUUCCAAGUCAAUGUCAUGACUAAGAUCCUUGAGAACCGCAACCGAUUAGAAGGCAAAGGCAGCUCAGUCGAAUUCAGUGUUCGCAUACCUUUUACGCACGUUCGAUUCCAGCACACUUUCCAAGCUCACUCCAUGAAUGAGACGGGGCAGGAUCAGUAUGAUAUCAUCCUGAACAAGCUUGCGCUGGCAGCAAGGAUCAAAAAGUUUCCUGGCGAAAGAGCUGGUGAGAACUCGCUUUCGUUACAUACCACUUUGGGCUCACUCGGUCUUUCCGUGACCGAGCGCGAUCUUUAUGACAUGGGUGGAGGAGUUGCUAUCCAGGCUGAAAUCAGGGACGUUAUGUUGUGGAUGAUGCAAUGCAAGGAAACUUCGGUGAACGUCUCUUUCAGGUCGUUAGAGAACGCCGUGGCAAGCAAGAAGGUCGAGUACCUAGCAGCGCUCAUCCACCGGACGACUCUUUUGUCUGAGAAACUGAUUACAAGAUUUGCUGAAGUCGAGCAAAGGCAACAACAUCGACUACGCUAUCUCGCCUGGUAUCUCACAAGCGUACAAGACCAAUACUCAGAUCCCGCCUUUCUUACUAAAGCAUCUUAUGCCCUUCGAGCGGCUAGAGACCACCUGCGGAGUCACGAUUCUUGGAAGAUCAUUUCCCGAUUUCGGUAUACCUGGCAAUGUCUUCCACAGGUCGAGAAAGACGCUAUUCUUGGCGACUGUUCGCAGUCUGAUGUGGCAUGCCCUGUCAAUGCUGAAGAAAAGAUCAUCGGGAUGUGGGAUCAGUGGCGUACUUGGGAUCUAGCGCAUGUAAAGAAGAGCCUUGCGAUGAGGCUGCUUUUCGGACAUAUCGAAGAGCCGCUUCCAACCUCAGACUCCGCACCUGUACAUGUCGACAUCAGGUCAGCAGAGAUCAAGUUCAUCAUUGACCCUGGUCCAAGACAGAGCGAAAUAUCUCUAGGUCUCCUAGUCUUGAACAUCGUCUUGCUACCCCCAGCGCAACCUGAUGGACUGAUGGUGGUAGAUGCCGGCGCUCUGAAGAAGUCUACAGUCGUUCAGAUCAGCUCCGGAGAUACGUCACUACAUGUCCAGUGGGAGAUCUGCGAGCUUGCAGAAUCAUUACUAGAACUGUUCCAGAAAGAGAACUUGAGAGCAGCGAAGAAGACGAAGGCCGCAACCCCACCAUCAAGACAAAUCUCGAAACCUACAUAUGACCAUGAUCUUCAGGUGGUAUUCGCAACAGAUAAGGUCCAGAUAACGCUGGACACUAUCAACCUCCGGAGCAUCAACACGGGCAGAAGCAUGCGAUUCUCUUUCCUUGAUGCAGAUAGUAGAGCAUCGGAACUCGGAGAGAUCAUGUCCGCUCAUCUUCACGUCGACGUUGCUGUGAGUGAGCUGUCAUCUCGAUCCCGGAUUUUGGCCAAAACGCAGUUCGAACAGCCGAGUAUCUACUUUGCCAUGAUAGAGCACGAGGGCGAGAACAAAACACCCAAUGAGAUCAAGGUAGCAGCCGCAAGCCACAAGAUUAUUGUGAAGGUGCAAGAGGACAUCUUAGGCCUCAUUGAAGUCGCGGACAACGUGCUGAAGGACGAGGCCGCGUAUUUCCAUCGACAAUCAGCGAACAUGAAGCGAUUUACGAGCACGACCCCGAAGGAUGACAAGCCCGACAAGGUUUCCACUCAGCUUCCCAACAUCUCACUCGCACUUUUCAUGGACGCAUAUCAAAUCGAAAUUGCUGUUCUUCAACCUCUUGGAUGGUCGAUCACAGGCUCGUCCGGACGUAUCGCUGUCAUUCCAGCCUUAGGCAAGCAUGUCACCUUGCAAGUAGACUACGACCUCGAAGCGAACUUCCAUCGGCUAUACAGUACGUCGAAAGAAGGUUCACACGUUAUCAGCUCGCUUGAGCUACCUCCACUCAAUGGAAGACUGUCAAUUACCCAGACCGAGAAAGAGACCAAGGUUCUGGCGUCCGGAAUCGUCGACAAGGUACAUGUCCAGGCUUCAGAGAUCCAGUCUUUCGUCGCGACCCUCAACAAACCAGAAAUGUCCCACAUGUUCCAGGCGGUUCAAGAUGAUGUCGGGGUUUUGAAGACGCAUAUUGAGGAGUUGUUUCCACCUUCAGCAAGCUCUCCAGUAGUCAAAGCUCCUACGUCUUCACCGGAUAUCUUGUUCGAUGUGCGGAUGACGCUGCACGGAAUGCAUGUUUCAGCUAGCGCCCCUGGCCAGCAUCCAGACUCGCCAACGGCAAAUCUCGCGUUCAGGGUAUCCACAGUUCAGCUUAAAGCCACAAACAUCGAUUCAGAUCAGAGCAUCAUGAUGUAUCCCGAAGCCGUGGUGCGGAUCCACGAAGUUACCAUCGAUAUGAACCUCAAGGAUCAAGACUCGGUUCGUCGAUGUGGUAAUCUCACGUUCGGAGCCGUUUUCCAGGCAACUACCGAGAAAGACUCUGAACCUACCCGCAGGGUCUAUAGCCUCCGAAGCUCGGGUCUGGAAGUGAAUGUCUUCGCAGACACUGCAUCAGCGGUGGUAGACGUGGUGAAUCAUCUCCAAGACAAGAUUAAGGAUUUGGACCUCUCCAAAGAGAAAAAGUAUCUACGUCGUCUCCGGCACACGAAGAGUAGAAUCUCUCACCGACGUGACCGGAGUCUCAAAAGCGAUGCUCAUCAAGACUCCGACAGCAUCAGCUCAGGAGCCCUCUUUACAUCGACGUACUCUUUGGAACUCCUUGACCUACAAGUCAGCUGGAUCGUUGGAAACUCUGUCGCUCCUUUCCCGCAAAACGAGAUUCACGAUCUUGUGCUUUCUUUCGGAAAGAUCGACCUGUCAACACAGAAAGACGAUGCCGCGCGCUUGAUGGUUGAAGAUAUGCGGUUACAGAUGGUACCGGUGUCGGCGAGUAAGAAGGUGCGAUCGCUCAACUCAGCGUUAUUGCCCAAGAUGGUGUUCAACGUAGCGUAUGCGUCCACAAAAGAUACGCGUAAGCUAGCAUUCUAUGCUGCCGGCAAAUCACUCGAUCUCCAGCUAGACUCACACUUCGUCUUACCCGGAAACGUCAUUGAGCGCUCUAUUGCCCUUGCUGGUAAGAAGUUCCGCAAAGCUUCUGCUAAUUGGAACAUGACACCCACGACGACUGGUGCACAACGAAAGAAUCCUUUCGGAAACAAACGUCUUGCAUCGCUGACCGCUGAUGUCAAUUUUGCCGGAGCUGUUGUACAUAUCCACGGUAGUGAUAAAGCGCCAGUACAAGGCGCUUCCGGUCGGGCUCAGCAGAAGGGACGCUAUAGCCAGUUCGUAGGAGACGAGUCAAAGAGCAGUAUGGCGUUACGAGCUCCAGGUGUGGCAGUACGCGUCGAGUAUACAGAUGACGGGAACGAUCCUUCUCUGAACGCCGAGCUUCGUGUUGAUGGAUCAACCAACACGUUACUGCCGACUGUCGUGCCUAUCAUCAUCGACAUAUCGGAUAGCAUCAAAGCUGUAGUCCGCGAAAAGGAUGACGAUGAUGAGGCUGCAUCACCUGAACAGUCUCAAGACCAGUCAAAGCCGACUGCCAAAUUACUCGAAGAAGACAACAUCAUCACAGCAGACCCUACCACCAUCUUAGGCAGGACAAGACUCAACUUGGGACUUCGGAUUUGCAAGCAAGAGUUCAGUCUCAGUUGCCAACCCAUUGCUCGUGUCACAGCGAUCGCCAAGGUCGAGGAUAUAUACAUCACGGUCAACAGCGUCAAAUCUCAAGAGCAUGGUCACUUCUUUGCUGCGUCAGCCACGUUUGAGAAACUGGUGACUACUGUUCGGCACGUAUACUCUCGUGAGUCUACGUUUAGUUUGGACAUGGAGUCUAUCGUGAUUUCCUUGAUGAACAGCAAACAUCUCAGCGGCACCAGUGGUAUUUCGGCGAUCCUCAAGAUCAACCCGACCGCUCUCCAGAUCAACGCGCGCCAACUGCAGGAUUUCCUAUUAUUCCGAGAAAUCUGGGUGCCGCCAGAGAUCCGUCGGGCUUCGAAACCUUCGUCACCAAGCGCCAACUCAGAACCACAAGAGUUUCUCAUACAACGCUAUCAGCAAAUCGCUGCCGGUACCGCUUUUCCUUGGAAUGCGAAUGUGGCUAUCGCAGACGUCAAGGUUGAUUUAGAUUUGGGUCAAUCGAUCGGAAAGUCAUGGCUACACAUUCACAACUUGUGGGCGUCGUCCAAGAAGACCACUACCUCGGAACAGAACCUGUGUGUUGGUGUUGAGAAGAUUGGUAUCGAAAGUACGGGUCGCACGAGUGGCUUCAUUGAGCUGCAUGAGACUAGAGUACGCACGUCGAUUGGAUGGCCAUUACAAGAACCAGGCACUCGUCAAGCACCACUCAUUCAGGCAUCAGUUGCUUUCCGUCAGUUACGUGUAAGGACUGGGUUCGACUUCCAAGCUUUCGUGAUGGCAGAUAUCGCAGAUUUCGGCUUCCUGAUGUACAACGUCCGCCCUGAGGGUGACGAUACACAAGAUCGGCUGGUUGCUAUACUUGACGGUGGCAAGGUGCACGUAUUUUGCCAUGCUACGAGUGCUGCACAGGGUCUUGCACUAUGGCAAGCGAUUGAACGGCUGAUCCAAGAGAACCGACAAGCGUACAAGCAAUCUCUCCGAGAUAUUGAGAAGUUCCUGCGUCGCAAAUCAUCGUUGCCUGAGCCAUUCACACCCCCAGGAUCGAACAGUCAGCUUCUUACAAAGCCGGACAAGGACAACUUCAAAGCACCCAUCUCACUGCAUACCGAUGUUGUCGUCACACUACGGUCAAUCAGAUUUGGUGUCUUCCCAUCAACAUUCAUAGACAACCAAGUCCUGAUGCUGGAAGCCGGCGAUAUGCAAGCACGCUUUGCUGUUGCACUCGAGAAGAAGACCAAGAUUCACUCCAGCCUCGGCAUGACGCUUGGUCAACUUUCCGUCGCACUGGCUUCCGUACCAACACCAAAAAAGAGCAAACCCGUGACCGAGCUCACAGUUGAAGAUGUGUCGGCAAGCGUCAGCUCCGCACGUGGCGGCACAAUUCUACGUGUACCCAAGGUCAUCGCUACAAUGCACACCUGGCAGGUACCCAAGGGAACACACAUCGACUACCUGUUCCGUAGCUCGCUCGAGGGCAAAGUUGACGUUGGCUGGAACUACUCACGUAUCUCUUACAUACGCACCAUGUGGUCCAACCACUCCCGCACCCUCGCCUCCCGCCUUGGCAAGCCACUUCCAGAAUCCAACAUCAAGAUUAGCACAUCCCAAACCCUCCAAGACGAUCCGGAUGCCUCCGCUCCCGACCCCAACGCCGCCGGUAAGACGGCGAUACCGUCCAACCGCCCCCGCGCUCCCUCCGUUUCGCCAGACGGCCAGGAGAAAAUUACUGCUGUAGUCAAUGUUCCACAGUCGCGCUACGAGUAUACGCCAUUAGAACCGCCGCUGAUUGAGACGCCGCAAUUAAGGGAUAUGGGCGAGGCGACGCCACCUUUGGAGUGGAUUGGGCUGCAUAGGGAUCGCCUGCCGAAUGUUACGCAUCAAAUUGUUAUUGUUACGUUGUUGGAAGUUGCCAGGGAGGUGGAGGAGGCUUAUGAGAGGAUUCUGGGGAGCAGCUAAGUGGAGCAUCAAAGGCGUUUAUGCCUUCUGAGUUUAAUUAUGUAGAAUUAUUGGCAAGGCGUUUAGAGUGAAGGGACUGGUACAUUGGGUGAAAUGGCGUUUCGGAAAAAUCGUCAGAGUUUGUGAAAAUAUCUAAAUUAGCAUGUACAUACUUAUUGGCGCUAUUGAAAGUUCAAAUAGUGCCGUUUUUCCUGAACAACCAAACCGUUCUGUGUGCUCAACUAGGUUUGCUAUG
Molecule: messenger RNA, 10271 nt
Organism: Alternaria alternata
Lineage: Eukaryota; Fungi; Ascomycota; Dothideomycetes; Pleosporales; Pleosporaceae
Exons: 1
Coding region: 263-10036 (3257 amino acids)
Biological process (GO): fermentation
Cellular component (GO): membrane
Source: RefSeq, a predicted model, not a curated record